CCGUUCUCUCAUUGCAUUGCAAGCGCGUUUGCUGCUUUUACAGCUGCUCAGGCUGAUUUUGUGUUCUCUUAAUAUUUGCGACCAAUGGAAAGUCGGUAAUAUUCUGACCUGUGCGCUUCAUCGAUGCAUCUCAGCCAUGGGACGUUGGAACAGCCUUCCUCCUUCUGGAGGUUCUGCUCUUCCUUGACCAUGUUCCAAGUCGCAGCAUUGUGCCGUGGCUUUCUUUACACCUUUAACACGACAGAGGUGCAUGGACAAGAAGCGUUUCUGAAACUCCUGGAUGAACGGAGGGACCAUACGAGCAGAACGAGGGGUUUAAUAACUGUUUCGAAUCAUAUUAGCGUUAUGGAUGACCCUUUGAUGUGGGGAACUAUCCCACUGCAUAAUCACUGGGGAUAUCAGUCGUUCAAUCGCAGAUGGGCGUUUGGAAGCCACGAUAUCUGUUUCAGUAAUAGGGUCCUUUCUGCCUUUUUCACGCUUGGUCAAGUCCUUCCGACGCAUAGGCUCUACCAUUCCCCCUACGGUGGCCUCUUCCAGCCUACCGUCACCCAAGCGAUCCGAUUGCUCUCAAAGGGUCCGUUCCCUACAAAUCCCCACACCGCGCCCGCUGAUCUGCAACAAUGGAGCCUGCAGAGUGUCUGCGUCGACCCGUUCUCUGAGGUGCCCAUGGCAUAUACUACCACAAGCCAUGAUUCAUACUUAGCACCGUCAGCAUACGCAUGCAACUCAUAUUCAUGGAUUCAUAUCUUCCCAGAGGGCAUGAUUCAUCAGUCCCCGCCCAAAACCAUGCGGUAUUUCAAAUGGGGCGUAUCGCGGUUGAUCCUCGAAGCGUCACAAUGCCCUGACGUCGUUCCUAUGUGGAUAGAAGGAACGGAUGAAGUUAUGCAUGAGAGUAGGACGUUUCCGCGGUUCCUCCCGAGAAUAAACAAGAAGAUCAGUGUCACUUUUGGAGAAAAAGUUGACGUUGAGGCUGUUUUUGGCGACUUAAGACGACGCUGGCAGAAGAUAAAAGCUGAAGCUGAGAAAGAAAGUGGAUCUGCUCCCCUGGGAGUUCUCAAUGAAGAGCUCAUGUACGGGGAAGAAGCAGUGGAACUGCGGAAAGAAUGCACGAUGAAAGUUCGAGAACUAGUCCUCCAGGUUCGCCGCUCACGAGGAUUACCAGACGAGGAUCCCAAAGCCAGUCUUGCCGAGACUUGGGCACAAGAAGGCCCGAAAAGAGAAGGCAAAAUGGAGGACGACUCUUGGGUUCGAGAUAUUUGAUCGUAUGUAUUUGUAUCUAUCCUGUAUGAUCUGCUGAUAGACGUGUAUACCACUAG
Coccidioides posadasii C735 delta SOWgp is the source of this 1316-nucleotide messenger RNA. RefSeq lists its product as uncharacterized. Gene Ontology annotation, molecular function: 1-acylglycerophosphocholine O-acyltransferase activity. Lineage: Eukaryota; Fungi; Ascomycota; Eurotiomycetes; Onygenales; Onygenaceae. Gene Ontology annotation, biological process: inner mitochondrial membrane organization; cardiolipin acyl-chain remodeling. Gene Ontology annotation, cellular component: mitochondrial membrane. The record is from RefSeq and is a predicted model, not a curated record.